UACGGAUCCGCUUACUCCGCGGAGUUGGCCUCGUUUCUGCGUGUGGUCGGCUGCGCCUGUAGUUUCUCCUCUCCAACGCCAGGUGGAGCAACUGGCCGGAUACCGCCCCAGUGCGGGCAGGCGGCGCUGUGGCGCUGGAGCCGAUCCUCGCCAUUUGCGGUCGCUCUAUCCGUAGCAGAGCGACUCGUUGGCUCGCGCCGCACAUGCGCCGAGCCUUCCUUUCGCUAUUCCCGCCCCCCCGCCCCUGUCUGUCUUCUCUGCACUGGGAGCAGCUCUCCUGCCACAGCCCCUCACCCCCUGAAGAUGUACGCCUGCUCUAAGUUCAUCUCUACCCCCUCCUUGGUCAAGAGUACCUCUCAGCUGCUAAGCCGACCACUGACAGCAGUGGUGCUGAAACGACCAGAGACACUGCCAGAUGAGAGCCUCAGCAGCUUGGCAGUUUCGCAUCCCCUUACCUCACUUGUCCCUAGCCGCAGCUUUCAAACCAGCGCUGUUUCAAGGGACAUCGACACAGCAGCCAAGUUCAUUGGGGCUGGGGCUGCCACAGUUGGGGUGGCUGGCUCUGGGGCUGGGAUUGGGACUGUGUUUGGGAGCCUCAUCAUUGGUUAUGCCAGGAACCCUUCUCUGAAGCAACAGCUCUUCUCCUACGCCAUUCUGGGCUUUGCCCUCUCGGAGGCCAUGGGGCUCUUCUGCCUGAUGGUAGCCUUUCUCAUCCUCUUUGCCAUGUGAAGGAGCCGUCUCCACAUCCCAUCGUUCUUUCUCCCACGUCUUGUCUGCCCUGUAUGUUCUUUUUUCUGUAGCUCCCCAGCGGCCUGGGGAAGGUGGUUGGCUCAGGGUUUGACAGAGGGAAGAUAAAUAAAUACUGUAUUAAUAAGAUG
Messenger RNA from Carlito syrichta (Philippine tarsier), 878 nucleotides. RefSeq names its product ATP synthase, H+ transporting, mitochondrial Fo complex subunit C2 (subunit 9) (gene ATP5MC2). The record is from RefSeq and is a predicted model, not a curated record. The transcript is spliced from 5 exons. Lineage: Eukaryota; Metazoa; Chordata; Mammalia; Primates; Tarsiidae. Gene Ontology annotation, biological process: proton motive force-driven ATP synthesis; proton transmembrane transport. Bases 304 to 729 code for a protein of 141 amino acids. Gene Ontology annotation, molecular function: proton transmembrane transporter activity.